Molecule: messenger RNA, 2750 nt
Organism: Parathielavia appendiculata
Lineage: Eukaryota; Fungi; Ascomycota; Sordariomycetes; Sordariales; Chaetomiaceae
Exons: 6
Coding region: 387-2531 (714 amino acids)
Biological process (GO): regulation of DNA-templated transcription
Molecular function (GO): zinc ion binding; DNA-binding transcription factor activity, RNA polymerase II-specific
Source: RefSeq, a predicted model, not a curated record
CUCCCGCACACUCUUCGCACCUUGCUGGCCUGUCAACCUCGGCUUCCGUCGCUUUCGAUCUGUGAGCGAGACAGCCGUCACACAUUUGCUGGGAAGCAUCUCGCGACAAGGCUUCUGCCAAGUCCGGGGCACGUUUCAUGCCGGCAGAUAGACAUUCGGUGGAGCCUACUGGUGCAGGAGGAGGGGAACAUCUUUGGGAUGUUUUCAUGAUCAUUUUCUUGCGGAUAAGUUAACCUGCAGAUUCCGGGAAGCUCAGUUAGACGGAGUAUACAACUCAGACUGAGAAUUGGUUCACGGCCUCGGCUUCUUUUUCGACGCUCAGUCUCUCCACUAUAACUCUCUCUACUCCGGCACACAGCCCAGAGACAGAGGGUCAGAGGACAGCCAUGGUGUACUGCGGGAAGCCCUCCAAGGGCUGCCAGAUGUGCCGGACUCGGCGCAUCAAGUGCGACGAGACCAAGCCGACAUGCAACCAGUGUGCCAAAGCACGCCGCCAGUGCCCGGGCUACAAAGACGAGUUCGACCUGGUCCUGCGCAACGAGAAUUUUGCGGCCAAGCGGCGAGCCCUGAAGCUCACCGCGCCGAGGCGCAAGAAAGCAGACCUUGCUGAACCGUCCUCGGCGUCAACCUCGUCGUCAUCGUCAUCAUCAUCAGCAUCGUCGACGUCGUUGUCAUCCUCAUCAUCCCCACCAACACCGACCGCCUCCCCACCACUCUCAACUACCACCGCCUCCACGACGUCGUCAACUCACCGUCCCCUUUUCUUUACUCGCAAUCAUCAACAACAACAAGACGAUUACAGUCAACGACAACAAAUCCGACUUGCCCUCUCCCCAACCCCAAUCCAUCUACCAGUAGAGGACCUCGCACCCUGCCAUUUCGUCUCCAACUUUGUGCUGCUCCCCCGCCAGGACGGAUCCAGGGGCUGGCUCGAGUAUCUCAUUCCGCUCAUGCAGUCUAUGCAACAGACACAACAACAGUCUCAUCAAAAGGAGAUGAUGACUAUGACAACAACUGGACGAGGUGGGGGCGGAGGAGGUGGAGGGGACAUGGCACAUCUCUUCCAUGCGUUCAAUGCCUGCGCGCUGGCGAGUUGGGGGAAUCGGGUCGGGGGCGCUUCUUUUCCUUCUUCGGGGUCUGGAACUGGGACUGCGUUGGGGUCGGUUUCAUCCGGGCCAGGAGUUGUUAGGGGUGGUGACAUGUCACGGGUUGAGACCGGGAUAGCGGGAGGGGCAGCGAGGAUGGGUGGUGAUGGUGGGAUUUUGGGCAAGGCGUUUGCCGAGUAUAGCAGGGCGUUGAAGGCUACGCAAGCUGCUUUGACAGAUCCGGAGCGGUGGAGGAGUGACGGCGUGCUGGCGGCGGUCUUGUUGCUGGGCAUGUUCGAGAACAUCUCGGCCAAGCAGAUGGGUACCCUGGCCUGGGGGUCGCAUAUCGAAGGCGCGAUACAGCUCGUCAAGGCCCGCGGGCGGAGCCAGCUGAGGACGAGGCUGGGGGUGCAGCUGUUCAUUGCCGUGAGGACACAGCUUAUCAUCCACACCCUCACCACCGGCACCGCUCCAGCCAUGGGCGCAGACUGGUGGAUCCAGGACGCCGUGGUUGAGCCGACGGCCACCGAAUGCCAGCGCCUCAGCCUCAAAGCCGGCGAGCUGCGCGCCGACGUCACCCGAGUCCUGGGCAGCGCCGCCCGCACGCCCGAGAACAUCGAGCUGGUACAGAGCCUCAUGCGGCGGGCACAGGCACUGGACAAGGAGGUCACCGUCUGGAUGUGCUCGGUCCCCGAGGCCUGGCGGUACAGGACGCUGUGCUGGCAGAGCCACAACCUUGCCGUCCCCGGCGACAGCAGCAGCAGCAGCGACUACUCCAAGGCCGAGGUGUUCCCCGGGCGCGUCGACGUAUACAACGACUUCUGGGUGGCGGCCGUGUGGAACUCGGCGCGCACCGCGCGGCUCAUCCUCAUGUCCAUCGCGGUGCGCUGCGCGGCGUGGGUAUGCUCGCCCGUCGACUACCGGACCACGCCCGAGUACGCCACCGCGGCGCGGUUGUGCGUCGACACCAUCGCCGACAUUCUGGCGUCGGUGCCGUACCAUCUGGGCUGGCACACCAAGCGGAGGGAUUUUUUUCGGAACGAGGACGGCACGGCGUUUGCGUGCGGCGAGGAGGACGGGAUGAAGGGGCUGGCCGGGUACUUUUUGACCUGGCCGCUGGCUUGUGUCAUGACGCAGGACUACUCGACCGACGCGCAACGAGCCUAUGUCAGGGGCAGACUCCAUCAUAUCGGCGACGAGCUCGGCAUCAAAUACGCACACAUCAUAGCCCAGCUCCAAGUCCGAGUCCCAUCAAUGCUCAUCCGCUCCGACGGCCUCCUUGCCAAGCCUUAUCCUAUGGCCCACAACUUCGAGAAGCUCCUGUCGUCCCGGUUCGACAGUCCGCUCACGCAAGCGUAUACACUGAAGGAGAGGCAGCUGCCGCAGCAAUGGACCAUGCAACAGGAGCAGUUCCAGCAGGGCGAUGAGUGGGCCGGUGGGCAAUAGUGAGACACGGCCAGGCCUGUGGAUUGUAUAAGUUUUUCUAUUUUGCGAUGGGCUGCUGCUUCGACGAGUUUCGGUAUGGGAUACCCUGAAAUUGCUUGCUGUAUCAGUGUAUAGGAUUUAGGGGGAGGUCACAAACUUCGGCGCUCAGGAGUGAUGGGCGUAUUUUGAGGGGAAUCGAGUAAUUAUGCGGUCGUUUAAAUUCAGACCAACGCAUAUCGG